GUUUUGCCGCAACCUGUAACGAAUCAUUUUGACUUUGUACCCGUUCAUGUUAUCUGUCGUUCGUUAAUAUUUCUGUCUGAGAUGAACUCCCAGGUAGAAAGAUAAAUCAUUUGUUUUUUUAAUCCACAAAAAGGUGGUUACUUUCUCGGUUUAUCUAAACAAACAACUUUGUUUAUUCUUGUUUGUUAAAAAAGCACUAUAAGGAGUUUUUGGUUUCAAACGUUUCAAAAAGUUGAAUUUGUGUUGGUUUUUAAAAAAAAAAAAGGAUUUGAUUUUGUAUCAGUGCCUGCUAAAUUUUCAACAAAAAACAUGGAUAGCAGCGAGAGUACUGCAAAAACUGUGGAUAUGACUUAUAAGAAUAUAAUUGAUGAAUUUGGACCUUGUACAAAACAACUUGUCAUUGCUGGAAAAACAUAUUUAAAAGCACUUCAAGCUAUGGUAGUUGCUUCUCGACAGUACACAGACGCCCUAAUGAAAAUAGCAUCACAUGCUAACAACAGUACAAUGAAUGGAUCACGUGAUAUUGGUGAAACAUUGUAUAAUAUUGUAGAUGUAAAUAAGGAAAUAUUAGCUCAACAAUCUAAUAUUAUUAAAAGUUUAGAAUUUGACUUCAUUGAGCCAAUGGAAAUAGCUGCAGAAAAAGAUACUAAGCUUGUUGGGAGAGAACAAAAAAGAUUUCAGCAGUUGUACAAAGGUCGCCGAGAAGCCUACCUAAAAUGUGUUUCAACACUGAAAAAGACUAGAAGAAAAAAGAAUAUUAACACAGACAAGCAAUUAUCUCAUAUGAAAAUGUUGGAAAGUGCCAAAGAGCGAUUGGAAGUGUUUUGUAAUGACAGUUUAAAAGAGGCUAUAAUACAAGAAAGAGUUAUGUAUGGCACAGUUUUGGAAAGACAAUGUGCGCUUAAUAGGCAAUUUUUAAUUUACCACACCAAAGGCUCAGAAAUUUUAGAAGAGCAACUUCCAAUGUGGGAAAGAAUAGCUGAAACUCGAGAUAAGUUACCUGAAAUGAUAUACAAUGCUAUUAAAUGCUCACCUCAGCCUGUACCUUUGAAUAUGGAAAGCAUGUAUUCUUUGGACAGUAUGCUAGAUGUUGUCAUACGCAACAACUCAAUUGCUCGUAGCUAUGGGAAAAAUGAUCGAGAUUCGGUAAUGUCACACACCUUGAGAGCUUCUAAAGCGGAAGAUAAUAUCUAUGCUAGACCAAUUAUUAGAGCUAAAUCUGAGUAUUGUCUUCCAAGUCUACCUACUUCCUCUCCUAAAUCAGAUCCUGGCUUAAAAAGGCUAAGUCGAACAGUUGAACUCAAUGGUUCAAGUGAGACAAGUUAUGCAAGAGCACUCUAUCCUUAUGAGCCAUCUGGAGAUCACCAACUAGGUCUUCAUGAGGGGGAUGUCAUUGAAUAUAUAACAGAAGAGAAUACGACUGGUUGGCAGUUUGGUGAUAAUUUGACCACUAGAAGAUCUGGUUGGUUUCCUGUGUCAUAUACUGAGAGGGUAAAGGAUCCCUCAUCCUCCUUGAGCAAUGAAAGCUAUUCUAAUAUUAAGGCACAUCCUCCAGUUUUUACCAGCAAUUCUGUGAGGUCUAAGCUGAAUGGGCAAGAGCAACAAGCAGUGUUUGAAUAUGCAACAUUGACUCGCCCGAAAUUGAGACAUGUGAGUCCACCCACUGUUUCAGCCUCUUUUGAUGACUCUGAUAAAAAUGGUACUCUUAAAGCCAAAUACUUUGCUUCCCAUCCUAAUAUAUAUGAAUCAAAUUCGGCACAAAGCAAUGGGAAGAUAUAUAUUAACGGUGAACCUGUACCUUCUAUGAGACUCUGAUUUUGAAUACAUUCAUUUGUUGAACUAUAGCUAGAAUUUGUAAUUCGUUUACACAUAUCCAGCUCAAGAUGAUUUAAUGGCUAAUUUAUUCAAAUGAUCAUUGCAGCACUACAAAUUACAUACUCUACAUAUAUUUGAUGUUAUGUUUUGUUUUACUUAAUAUUAUUCAUCUUGAAGUUCAUCUCAAAAGUUUAAUUGUCUCUACCUUCAGUAGUACAUACAACGUAAAUCAUUCAAUGAACCAUAGCUUUGCGCAUAAUUUUCUGUUCUAAAAGUUUACUUUUUUUUCUUACUUGAUGUUGAAUCUUUUUAAUUUACUGUAAUUAAAACUAGAGUGAAAAUUGUUUAGUUUUAAUAUUGAUACUUGCUUUAAUGCAUAUGUUUUGCAGGAUUCAGUUGUUUACUAAAAUAAUUUUUCUCAGUAAAAAAAUAUUUAAGCAUGAGGUGUUUUCAUUUUUAUUUUAUAAGUGAAAUUUCUUGCUUUAGCAUGGGUUCAAAAUUGCAUGGGAUUGAUAAUUUAAAAAAAAAAAUUCAUAUACUAAUAAGGUGGAUUACUUUACAUUUUGUACAUGUAUAAUACUAAUAUUAAUGGAUAAAAUGUCUAUUAGUUCUAAUACUGCUAGCCUCAAUUGAUGGAGUUAUUCAAUUUAAAUAUUUUUCAUUUUUGCAUGACAGACUUUUUUUAAAUGUUUUUUCUGUGUUUAAAUUUGUAAUCUUGGAGAAAUAUUUUAAUUAACCACUAUAUAAAAAUUCUGUUAACAGCAUAAAUAAAUCUAAAGACAAUAAAUAUAGUUAUGUAUCUUUACUGAUUAAAUAAUCUUUGAAAUCUGCUUAAACAUGAUAAUAAAGCCCAUUUAAAAAGUUUUUUCAUGGUAAAAGAACAAGAUCUCUUUGAGAGAAAUGCAACCUUAAGUUUCAUAAUAUUCUUAUAUUUUCCUUUUUGGGUACUAUUUUUUAAUAGAUCUGGCCUUUUAUUUCAACUGAAAAGGAUCUUCUUAAACAACUAAUCGAGCAUUAUAAGUUGAUGUAUCUUUAUAAGUUUAUAAUUUUAAAAAACUAUUUCACUUAAUCCUUAAUAGUCCAAAUUGACCUUCGGUCUCAAAUCUGCAAGAAUGGAAAAUUUUAUUCUGCUCCCUACAAACAAAAUGAAUGUUACAAAUUUUGAUCACACUUCCUAGGGAAUAUGAAGGAUAUCAGAUAAUUAAUAAACAGUCUUCAAGAUUUUUUUGGUCUAUGGUCAUCAAUAAGGAAAAUUCAAAAGGUGUCUGAUAUUUUAAGACAAAGAGAGAAAUAUUUAAAGUUUUAAAAAAUAUUAGCCAUGUAAAAUCUUUUGACUUUAAAUUGUGCUGAUCAAAAAAGAACUUAUAAUAUGAGCUACAAUUUUUAUUUAUUAAUAUUAAAAUGUUGAAUGUAAAUUUAGUUAAAAUAAAACUGAAGUAAUUAAAUUUUUUUUGUAUUUGUAAAGUUUGAAACCUCUUUUUCCUAAAUGUAGAUAUUCUGGUUUAUAAAACCAAAUGCUCUUAGAUAGAACCUGUUUUAAUAUGUGGCGGCCACUGUAUUUAAAAAAUAUGUAUAAUCUCUUAGUUAAAUAUUGAAAAUUAACCUUCACUUAUUUUCUUCCAUGUAGUUUAUUUUAAAAAAAGAAACAAAUAAGUACUACUAUUUAACAAACAAUUUAGAUUCAGGUGCUGCUUUGUAUAAAUUAUUUGAUUUAUAUUUCUUUGCCAGCUUUCCUCCAGAUUGUAUUUUUUAACCCUAUAUAGCCAUGAUGUGGAAACUAAUAUUGCAAUCACUGAUUAGACAGGAAAAAUUAAAUUUCAGAUUUUUUUUAGCAAAACCAACUAUUAAAACCCUUGAUUGUUACUUAAAAUGAUCAAUUAUACAAAGACAUGUAGUGUAAAGAAUGUUUUUAUUUUGACGGCUUUAUAUAUUGCUGAGUUCUGAGAUUUAGAAAAAGAAAAGAUUCCUAUCGUGAAAGUUAUUCCGUUUAUCUAAGUUCAAGGCCGUAAGAUAUUUUAAUGUUUUGUUAAAAAAUUUUAUUAGCAGAUAAGUUUAUUGCUAGUUUUUUCAUUUUCUGUAACAAUAUGUAAACUAAAUAAAUAAAAUAGUAACUUUUCAAACAAUACUUUCAAAAGCAAAUUUAUAAAAUCUUUAUGAAGGAUUUUACAUUAUUUUUCUCAGCAAAAAUAUUCAUAAUUUGAAACUUAAGAUAUAUCUAAUAUAUAAUAUUUAUGAUGCCACCGUUUGAGAUUUAGUGCCAUAUUAAUGUUUGAAAGAUUCAAUAAAAGUUUGAGAUGAACUACAAGAACGUUCAUUGUAUUGCUAGUGUAUAGUUAAAAUCAUUACUCUUUGAUAGGGUAUUAAUAGAGAGUUCCAAGAACUUUGAGAUAUUUCCAAUAUAUUCACAGUUCUAUGUGCUUUUUUUCAAGCUUACUGUAAAGCUUUUUGAUAUAGACCAUCACAAUACCUCACAAGAAUGUUGGGAAAUAUUACAUUUAUAAAUUUUUUGUAAUGAAUUUUUAGCCACAUAUAGCAUUUUAUAUAUGUCUUGAAUUAGCAGGGAUUUGAAAAGAAAUACAUAUGGUAUUAUUAACGCAGUCAAAUGCGAAAAAAUAAUAACUAGUUUUAUUUUAUGGAGGAACUAUUAAAUCAGUUUUUACCAUUUUCUUCUUAUAAUGGUUCAGAUCAGGCACUGAAGAAAUCCUCAAAUUGAAAUACUAACUGAGUCCUCUAUCUCCCACUGUCUGAAAAUGGAUUAUUUUCUGCUUGAUUCAGGACAUUAACUGCAAGUAAAAAUCAAUGACUGGUAAUCAACUUUUUUUUAAUCUAGAAAAAGGGUGAAAUAUUAAAUUAAAACAGAAAAUUUAAAAAAUGUUCAGUAUUUUUUCCUCAAAAAACAACAUGUGAUCACUUAAUUUUAUUACUCGCAAAAUAUAAAAACAAAAUUCCCCUUUAAGAUGGCUUGUGAAAUGUGCUUUUUACAUUUAUAAAUGGUAUAUAUUUCUUGAGCUAUAGGAACAAAACUACUAUUUCCAUUGAAAAAGAAAAAAAUUGUUCCUGUGCAGCAAAGCUGCCAGUUUUUACCCUAAAUUUAAUUGGGAUAAACUAGACAGUUAAAGGAUUGGUGAUACCACCAGUUUUAGGUAAGCUUAAUGAGUUAUGAGUAUGAGUUGUACAUAAUUUUUAUGUAAUAUAGUUUACAUAUUUUCUAAUUAUUAUAUCCGUUUUAAGUUCUAAUUUUUAAUAAAAUAUUUUUGUAUAUGUUUAUGUAGACCAUUUAUGAAUUGUAAAACCUGUUAGUUUUAAAUCUUGUUUCAGAGGGAAAAUUUUAUCUAGUCUUUAAAUAUAAUAUAAUACACAAUUUUAAUCUUUAAAAUAUUUUUUACCAUCUUGCUAUUUCAUAGAAAAUUUUAUAAGAUAUUAUUUUGUCCUAUAAGUAUAGUGAAACACAAGUUUUAAUUUAAAUAAUGCGGGAAAAAUUUAUAUUUCAUUGCUAAUGAGACAUAGUUAUAUUUUUGUUGGUUAAUAAUGUGUUCUGAAGUAAAACUUAUGAGUUUAGAAAAUUUCUUUUUUAAUUCAUCUCUUAUUUUAAAUAAUUUAUUUACCUAUUAUCACAUAAAAACAAACAGAAAUUAGUUGAAAAGAAAUGCUUGUGGAAAAAUGCAAAUAAAAAUUCAUGUGUUUCGUAGUAACUCAUUUGAAAUUUUGCAUUUUAUAAUUUUUUCCCCUUACACUAUAAACUUUUAAAAAUGUGAAAAAGGGAAAUUUAAUUUGUAAUAAAAGUCUUGAAAUAGUCUAUCUUAAGUGGCAAUUUCAAAUUUUCACAUAAAUUAAGAAAAUUAUGCUAUUUUUUAAAUUUAUGUAAUAAUUGAUAAAAAAAAUAGUCUUAAUUUAUCAUUUAUGAAGUGUAUUAUUUACUGUCAAAAUGUUAUAAAUUUAUAUUCAUAUCCUACCAAGAACAAAAUUUGCUUUCACUGAUAUUGUCAAAAUAGGUUUGUGCAAUAUAAGAAAGAAAAAUCUGAUUUAUUGUUUGUGACGAUUUUUAUAGAUAUUGUUGUUUUUGUAUUAGUUUAAUAAAAUGCCAGUUUUCCUUGACUGCUUAA
Molecule: messenger RNA, 5918 nt
Organism: Parasteatoda tepidariorum (common house spider)
Lineage: Eukaryota; Metazoa; Arthropoda; Arachnida; Araneae; Theridiidae
Product: BAR/IMD domain-containing adapter protein 2
Biological process (GO): plasma membrane organization; positive regulation of actin filament polymerization; actin crosslink formation
Cellular component (GO): nucleoplasm; cytosol
Molecular function (GO): protein binding
Source: RefSeq, a predicted model, not a curated record